This is a messenger RNA of Spodoptera littoralis (African cotton leafworm), 381 nucleotides long. The record is from the annotation of a GenBank genome assembly. NCBI's taxonomy places the organism in Eukaryota, Metazoa, Arthropoda, Insecta, Lepidoptera, Noctuidae.
AUGUUUUCAAAGGUUGUUCUAAUCGCCACCGUACUUGUUGCGGUCACCGCGCAGCCUCAAGGUCACGAGCACCACCACGGCCAUGCCUCCUCCUCACAAAGCAUCAAGCAGCACCACGGGAAAGCAACUGAGAAACACGUCGAGUACUAUUCCCACCCUAAGUACGAGUUCGCGUACAAAGUAGAAGACCCUCACACCGGUGACAAGAAAUCCCAACAUGAGUCUCGUGAUGGUGACGUCGUGAAGGGCGUGUACAGUCUGCACGAGCCCGACGGUACUGUCAGGAUCGUGGAGUACCACGCUGACAAGAAAAGUGGAUUUAACGCUAACGUGAAGCGUGAGGGUCACGCCAAACAUAUAGUUCCUGAAUACCACCACUGA